AUGGCUCGCAAGUUCUUCGUCGGCGGCAACUUCAAGAUGAACGGAUCUGUUUCCGCCAUCAAGGAGAUUGUCCAGAACCUGAAUAACGCUACCCUCGACUCCAACACCGAGGUCGUCGUCUCCCCUCCUGCCAUCUACCUCCAGCUCGUCCGCGACCAGCUCCGCAAGGACGUCGAGGUGGCCGCCCAGAACGUCUUCGACAAGCCCAACGGUGCCUUCACCGGCGAGAUCAGCGUCUCCCAGCUCAAGGACAGCAACAUCAACUGGGCCAUCCUCGGCCACUCUGAGCGCCGCACCAUCCUCCGCGAGUCCGACGAGGUCGUUGCCUCCAAGACCAAGUACGCCACUGAGAACGGCGUCGGCGCCAUCUGGUGCUGCGGUGAGAGCCUCGAGGAGCGCGAGGCCGGCACCACCGUCGAGGUCGUCAGCAAGCAGCUUGCUGCCCUCAAGGCCGCCAUCUCCGACUGGUCCAAGGUCGUCAUUGCCUACGAGCCCAUCUGGGCCAUCGGCACUGGCAAGGUCGCCACCAACGACCAGGCCCAGGAGGUUCACGCCGCCAUCCGCGCCUGGCUCAAGAAGGAGGUCAGCGACAAGGUUGCCGACGAGACCCGCAUCCUCUACGGCGGCAGUGUCAACGAGAAGAACUGCAAGGACCUCGCCAAGGAGAAGGAUAUUGACGGUUUCUUGGUCGGCGGUGCCUCCCUGAAGCCUGGCUUCGUCGACAUUGUCAACGCCAAGCAGUAA
This is a messenger RNA of Colletotrichum abscissum, 744 nucleotides long. RefSeq names its product triosephosphate isomerase. The record is from RefSeq and is a predicted model, not a curated record. Gene Ontology annotation, cellular component: cytosol. Gene Ontology annotation, biological process: gluconeogenesis; glyceraldehyde-3-phosphate biosynthetic process; glycerol catabolic process. NCBI's taxonomy places the organism in Eukaryota, Fungi, Ascomycota, Sordariomycetes, Glomerellales, Glomerellaceae. The transcript is spliced from 4 exons. The coding region runs from base 1 to 744 and encodes 247 amino acids. Gene Ontology annotation, molecular function: triose-phosphate isomerase activity.